Molecule: messenger RNA, 574 nt
Organism: Paramuricea clavata
Lineage: Eukaryota; Metazoa; Cnidaria; Anthozoa; Malacalcyonacea; Plexauridae
Source: the annotation of a GenBank genome assembly
UGAUGAAGCACAAAACAGUUCACAUUCAUGGACCGGCUCUCAUUGUAUUGAGCAAAAAGCUAAAGGCGUGACUGAUACUCUUCGUAAAAAUGAUGCGACCGCAUGUCACGUCUACAUAACAUUGACAUGGAAUGGGCAACCCACGACGUCGUCCCAAAUUAACAAGGCACCGCAGUCAGUCUUCAAGAAAGCCACGGUUUCUACAAAGAUUACAUCGACGUCGUUUCGUAAAGCCGCUGCAACUAACAUACACAAAAACAGUCCGGAGAUGAGCAGCAAGUUAGCUAGUUUAAUGGCAAACAACGAAACCACAGCGAAAAAGUACUACCUGUUGACCGAAAGAACACGAGGCUCGGUUGAGGCUUCACAAAAGCCAGCCAGGCUCAUGCGAGUGGAGCCUAAUACCGGGGAGACGGAGAGUGGAGAAAGUGCAUCCAGCAUCGGUGACGAGGAGACAUACUUGAAAUUCACAAAGAGGGUCCCUUGGACAAAUGAAGAACUCGAUAAAAUAAAGAAGAAGUCAAUAAUACAGCAACACGAAGCGUGUCACUUGCUGCUGUUCAUGCGAAAGUGA